This is a messenger RNA of Arabidopsis arenosa, 1009 nucleotides long. The record is from the annotation of a GenBank genome assembly. Lineage: Eukaryota; Viridiplantae; Streptophyta; Magnoliopsida; Brassicales; Brassicaceae.
CCCGAAUCAGCCAAGAGUUUGCCGUUAUGGCUAAUCGAACUGUUGAGGUUGCAUCCACGGCUGAUGAGUCUUCGGUAUUGAAGUACUAUGGAGUCUCAAGUGCAGAGUUUACAGACACUCCUGAGAGAGAUUUCCCGCGCCUCCUCGACCUCCUCAACCUCGAGAAGAUUCUCGGGACAAGAAAGGAAGAAUUUUUCAACCAUGGAGCGUUGUGGUUAUUGUUUUUCCUACGGUCAUUAAUCUUGCCGUCUUUGUUGCUUUCGUGCUUGCUUAUCGCCGGAUGCGGAGGAGGAUUUAUGCUGAAAUCAAUAGGGAAGAAUUCUGAUUCUGAUGGUCAAUCUACGUUAAGAUUUGAUCUUGGCAUGAUUUUAGUUGCAACCGAUGAGUUCUCCCCUGAAAAUAAGCUUGGACAAGGUGGAUUUGGAUCUGUCUACAAGGGGAUAUUACCGAGCGGGCAAGAGAUAGCGGUAAAGAGAUUAGCUGGAGAUGAAGAUAAGCGUUGGCUUCUGACAUGGGAUGUGAGCUUCGGUGUUAUGCUUUUGGAGAUGAUAAGUGGUGAAAAAAAUAAGAACUUUGAAACAGAAGGACUUCCAGCUUUUGCAUGGAAGAGAUGGAUAGAAGGAGAGCUUGAGAGUAUAAUCGACCCUUACUUAAACGAGAAUCCGAGAAACGAGAUCAUAAAGCUGAUUCAGAUUGGCUUGUUGUGUGUUCAAGAGAAUGCGGCAAAGAGACCAACCAUGAACUCAGUAAUAGCUUGGCUUGCAAGAGACGGUGCCUUUAAUAUACCUAAACCUACAGAAGCUGCUUUCGUCACUCUCCCUCUCUCGGUGAAACCUGCAAAUGGAUCCAUGAAUAAGCUUAAAGACAAGGAUCCAUUUUCAGUGGAUGAGGUCUCGAUUACGGUGUUGUAUCCCCGGUGAAUCUUUCAUUUUUUCUUACCUCACCUACAUUUCGCGACCAUUUCACAAGCGUUGGAUAGCGUAAGACACAAGAAACGAUGUUCUUAUGA